This is a messenger RNA of Diachasma alloeum, 1187 nucleotides long. RefSeq names its product odorant receptor 13a (gene Or155). Gene Ontology annotation, molecular function: olfactory receptor activity; odorant binding. The record is from RefSeq and is a predicted model, not a curated record. NCBI's taxonomy places the organism in Eukaryota, Metazoa, Arthropoda, Insecta, Hymenoptera, Braconidae. Gene Ontology annotation, cellular component: plasma membrane. The transcript is spliced from 9 exons. Gene Ontology annotation, biological process: detection of chemical stimulus involved in sensory perception of smell; sensory perception of smell. The coding region runs from base 1 to 1167 and encodes 388 amino acids.
AUGGACUUCUGGGACCAGCCUUACUACUGGUUGACGAAAACUGUGCUUCGUGCGAUUGGUCACUGGCCCUUUCAGGCCCGGAGGGAACGCAUCAUAUGCCGCAUAAUCCUGCACUUUAUUUAUUGGAUUCAAGUUAUACCAGAGGUUAUUGUUGUUGUACGGCACUUCGAUGAUGCUGACCUCGUCAUGGAAACGGUGAGCUCAUUCCUGAUUGAUAUAGGGGCCAUAGCCAAUAUAUGCACCUUCAUCGUCUACUCUGAUAAGAUUCGAAACCUUUUGGAAGAGAUCAAGCAAAACUGGAAAAUUUUUCCAAAGCACAAUGGAUUACAACUACUUCAUCAAUAUUCUCAAUCGGGAAGGACUAGAUCAAUAGUAUAUUCAGCCUAUCUCUGGGCCGCGUGGUCGGUAUUUGUUAGUGAGCCAGUACAUUUCAGACUGGUUCGUCUCUUCAUACCAUCAAAUAAAACAUUGCCAAUGAGGUUCGCUAUACCAGUAGAUUAUGGUCCACUUGACGUGGAGAAACAUUAUUACACUAUUUUAGUCGUGGCAGCUAUAUCGAUAUUCGCUAUUGUCACGCUGAUUAUCGCUGCUGACUUAUUGCUAUUUCUGUACGCACAUCAUGCUUGUGGACUACUCGCCGCAUUGGGAUUGGCCAUCGAAAAUUUACCAGUUGAUGCCACUUCUCCGAGAAAGGCGACCGAUGAUGAGUACCAGUAUAUGAAGAACUGUAUCGUACUACAUAGUCGAACAAUUCGAUUUUCAGACACCGUUGAAGAGAUUUUCUGCUGGAACUUCUUUAUGACCAUCGGACUCAAUAUGAUUGUCAUCAGCAUGACUGCAUUCCAGGUGGUAACUAAUCUGAAUACCCUACCCAGACUUUUCAAGACCUUAGUUUUUGCAGUGGCUUCAGUGAUGCAUCUGUUUAUCCAGUGUUUCAUGUCGCAACAGAUUAUAGACCUCAGUCUUGCGAUUGAACAAAGCCUGAUGAACGCAAAAUGGUAUCACGCUACAAGACGAACCAAGCAGUUGAUGCAAUUUAUGAUGGUGAGAAGUCAUUUUCCAUGUCAGUUGACUGCAGGUAGAAUGAUGCUAAUGUCUCUGGAUACAUUCAGUUCUGUCAUCAGAACAUCCGUAAGUUACUUCAUGGUAUUUAUGGAUAUGCAGUGAAUGAUCAACUUGAAAUGCCC